Molecule: messenger RNA, 771 nt
Organism: Entamoeba histolytica HM-1:IMSS
Lineage: Eukaryota; Evosea; Mastigamoebida; Endamoebidae
Exons: 1
Coding region: 1-771 (256 amino acids)
Cellular component (GO): precatalytic spliceosome
Source: RefSeq, a predicted model, not a curated record
AUGAGUGAAGGAAAAACACUUCCAACACAAGGAAAUACAAGAACAAUGAACAUCGAUUCUAUUUUAUUUACAAAUAUUACUCAUUCUGAUUAUAUGUUUAAAACUUUAGGUUCAAUUCAUUCAAUUUCAGACCUUAUUGAUAUUAUUAUAAAUGAUGUUCAUUACAUAAGCCCAUAUAUCCAAAAAUCCAGUUCAUCUCCUUCAACCGCUUUUUGUGUUUUAUUAAGAUUAUUUCAAUUAAAUCCAACACCAGAUGACAUCAGAAUGAUGAGUACUCAUUCAAACAAAUAUGUUAGGUGUAUUGCUGCAUUAAUAAUACGUUACAGUAUACAAUUCAAUUUAUUACUCUCAUACCUUAAACCGUUUGUUGAUGAUCGUGCUGUUGUUAACAUAUCUCUUCAUGGAGAAAAAACAAAACAAAUAAAAUGUUUAGUUAAAGACUUAAUUCUUGAACCAAAAUUCGAGGGGUGUAUUCUUCCGCGAAUUCCUCAAGUUUAUUACAAACCUCUUUUAGAAUUUUUUAAAGGAACUUCUCAGCCUAAUUCUCAUGAACUUGAUGAAGACAGUCUUACUUCAUUUAGUGAUCUUAAAAAGUUUGUUCAAUAUUCUGACCAUCACCAACGUGAGCAUUCAAGACCUCCAACUUCAAAUUUAAGAUAUUCUCGUUCCUGUAGACAAAGAAGUAGUUAUAGAGAACGAAGUCGUUCUGAUUCACGUGAGCGACGAAAAAAUUAUUAUGAAGAGAGAAGAUAUGAUUCAAGAAAAAAUUAA